Molecule: messenger RNA, 642 nt
Organism: Cylicostephanus goldi
Lineage: Eukaryota; Metazoa; Nematoda; Chromadorea; Rhabditida; Strongylidae
Source: the annotation of a GenBank genome assembly
AUGUCAAUCACAUCUAUUUUACAGGGUUUCCAGCAGAAUGGGUUAUUUGGUCUAGGAGCAGAUUUCAAAGACGUUUGCUUGCCGGGUACCUGUGGUUCUCUCUUAGCGGUUCAAUUGAUCACUCAUAUGCUCAUCAAACCUUUACCGAAAUUUACGAGUGAUAUCAUUAUACCAUCAGUGGUUCGGAUUUUCCGCCUGAGAAAAUGGUACCAUCAAGACCGUCAAGAUAUGAAGGAUAUGUUGAAUGAAGGGGACGAGACUAAUGUGCUUGUCAGAGAAUGGUUGAAACCAAAGGCGGAGCAGUUUACACAGGGCGAAUUCAACGAGAAAAUUAUACUUUUUGGGACCACUAUGAUGUUUGCUGCUCUUUUUCCUCUAGCGCCUCUGAUUGCUCUGAUUAUUGGACUAAUAGACCUUCGUAUAGAUGCCCUUCGUCUCUUAUGGUUUAAUCGGCGACCGAUCCCAGUAAUGGCUCAAGAUAGUGCAUAUAGAGAAUUUUUGAAUAUCAUACGAAUUGGUCCAAAUCGUGAACCGAAACAAUCACCGAUGUCAAAAACAACUAUCAUGAAGAGGAAAUUUUUGAAUACUAUACUUUUCACGAACAUUAUUACUCACAGUCAGAUUAUGACGUGCCAUACUUGA